Messenger RNA from Schizophyllum commune H4-8, 2066 nucleotides. RefSeq names its product DUF254-domain-containing protein. The transcript is spliced from 10 exons. Lineage: Eukaryota; Fungi; Basidiomycota; Agaricomycetes; Agaricales; Schizophyllaceae. Gene Ontology annotation, biological process: protein targeting to vacuole; vesicle-mediated transport. Bases 38 to 1909 code for a protein of 623 amino acids. The record is from RefSeq and is a predicted model, not a curated record. Gene Ontology annotation, cellular component: fungal-type vacuole membrane; Mon1-Ccz1 complex.
UCGGUCCGGCGCCAUUCAUCUUCUGGUUCGUACCGUCAUGUCGCAUGCGCCGCGGUCGCCGACGCCGUCGAGGAGCCCUGCGCCGGCGCUAUCGCGUGCGACACCCUCGAGAAUUGCAGUCCCUGUGCUUCAGUCUCAGCCCUCGUUCUCCAACCUGAAUCCGAAUCCGAACCCCAGCCAUCUAUCGAGCGCGCCUGCGGCCGCGCUGGACAGCUAUGCGUCAUCUCUCAGCAAUGCAGACAGCGAGGGGAUCAUACUGCAAGACGAGGAUGUGGAGGACCCGCCGGAAGUGGAGGAAGUGACGGCGACAGCGACGUUGAAUCAGCAAGACUCGAAGCAAGCAUUGCGGGAGCAGCUCAGGAAUACCCUGAGCCAUUCGUUCACCAGUGUCGAAAGCUCGACACCGCGCCAGAAGGGAAAGCAGCCAGCGAUGGCUGAUAUCCCUCAUGUACCAGCCCAGCGCUAUCCGCGUAGACAGUACUUUGUGUUCAGUGAUGCAGGGAAGCCGGUCUUUGUGAGCGCCGACGGGCCCGACGCAGAGCGCUUCACCACCACAUUCGGCAUCAUGCAAGCCCUCAUCUCUGUCUUCAUCGACGAUGGUGACAAGCUGCGCUGCAUCAACGCGGGCGGUACGCGUAUCACCUUCCUCCAACGCGCGCCACUUUACUACGCGUGCGUCUCCGCAUGGGGCGAGCCAGAGUCGGUGCAGACGCGGACGCAUCUCGACUACUUGCAUCUGCAGAUACUUAGCAUCGUUACUGCUGCCCAGUUGCGGCGCAUUUUCGAACGAAGGACGAACUUCGACCUUCGGCGACUGCUUAAUGGCGCGGAGGGCUUCCUAUCGUCGCUACUUGAGCGCAUGGAGCUUGAUCUGGCUUUAAGCACUUCGUCGCUGUGGUGUCUGCGACUCGACCUCGGGCUACGAAAACGGAUCGCUGAAGCUUUGAUACCUCCUUCCAAGAAGGAGAUCCUCUAUGUCGUGCUCAUGGCUCGCGGGCGCGUCGUUACGCUCAUACGGCCACGAAAGCACUCCGUGCAUCCUGCAGACAUCCAUAUUCUUCUCAACACUGUCUACGCCCCAUCAAUCCUCAACGCACCAGCAUCGACAUCCUGGAUACCCCUAUGCUUGCCCAAGUUCAAUCCGUCAGGCUUUGUCAAUGCGUAUAUAUCCUUCCUGUCAAGACCGGACAGUCCACCGGCUAUUAUACCAGUACAACCAAGCGGGAACCCGGAAACCGCUUCUCAGACUGCGUCGAUAUCGUCCCCCCCUCCAUCUUCACAAGCAUCGCUACACCCUGAUCAAGCCUCGCAAGAGCCUUCGCGGGCACCUACGCCUUCCUCAGCCUCUGUCGACGAUGUGUCGCUCUCAGAGAAAGCUACGUACGACGAUCCGAAUGUCGUGCUGGUUUGUAUAAGUGGGGGCGCGGAGUUUGACGUUGUGCGCGGAUGGUGCGACUCAGCUUGUGAACGUCUCGUUGCCGAGGGCUCUCUCUCGUCCCUCAUAUCUGCCUGCACAACCGAUCAACGGACCGAGUACAGCGUCAGCGAACUCGGCAUCCCCGGCCUCCGACACUUCAUCUACAAGGCCCGCGCUCAAGUCCAAGUGACCAUGCCCGCUUUCGAGGACCCCUACGAGGGUGUGGACGAGCGCCGGCGGCUGGUCACUCUAUACCAGAAAUUGCACGACGCUAUCCACGCGCGCUCGGGGCAGGGGGAGACGCUGAAGCUGCAGUAUAUCAAGACGGAGAAGGAGAGCGUGAUGGGUUGGAUCACUCAGCCGUUCGAGCUCUACAUCGCGCUGUCGCCCUUGCUGCCGAAGACGGCGGUGAUCAAUGCGGCGAAUGCGGUGACGCGGUGGAUAAGGAAGGAAGAGACGAAGCUGUUCUUGAGAGAUGCGCCUGUGUUCUAGAUAGUUGGAAUAGAUGUGGAUGGAUUUUUCGACUUAUACCUCAUACAGUAGACGUGGACAAGCAAAUGAUGACUCAAGAGUGCUUUGCCGUCCGAGUUUGCUCUGAAAUCCACUUACACCUUGAUUUAUCGAUCGGAUACCUCGAUUGACACUCGAA